This is a messenger RNA of Astrephomene gubernaculifera, 5505 nucleotides long. The record is from the annotation of a GenBank genome assembly. NCBI's taxonomy places the organism in Eukaryota, Viridiplantae, Chlorophyta, Chlorophyceae, Chlamydomonadales, Astrephomenaceae.
GUAUCCUUAGGACAAGUCUAAAGCGAUUCUCUGGGGGGUACCCUGAAUUCGGCGCGCAGCCUGGGGACGAAUGACCCAGCCCUACCAUACUCAAGCCUCCCAGGCCCUAGACUUUGGCUUUGGAUUUGUCGAUGGCGGAGCGACGGGCUUGACGUUUGAAGACUACGGUGCCACUCAAGAUGCGCACCCCGGUACUCUACAAUUCAACGAUUUCACGCAGGGUGUCAGCCAGGCACUUAGCUGGGGGGCCCCUGUGGGCGUGCCGACCACCACCCAGCGGCUGGCGCCUCAGGCACCCCAACCUGGCUUUGACGGUCAGCUAGACGGCCUAGCAACGGGCUUCCAACAGCAGCUGCGCUUCCAGGAGGCGUUCGACGAGGCGGAGGAGGAGCAGCCGCCAGCCGCACCGGAGCAGCCGCCGGAGUGGGCAUGCGCGUACUGCGGCAUCCACAACCCCGCCUGCGUGGUCAAGUGCCUCAGCAGCAACAAGUGGUUCUGCAACGGCCGCGUGCAUGGCUCCGGAUCCUGCAUCAUCAUGCACCUGGUCAAGAGCAAGUGCAAGGAGGUGCAGCUGCACAAGGACUCCCCCCUGGGCGACACCGUGCUGGAGUGCUACGCCUCCGGCAGCCGCAACCUCUUCGUGCUGGGCUUCGUGCCGGUGCGCAGCGAGAACACGGUGGUGCUGCUGGCGCGCGACACGCCGCCCAACCACCCCACCAUCCGCGACCUCAACCUGGACCUGGCCCAGUGGCAGCCCAUCGUGGAGGACCGCGGACUGGUGCCCUGGCUGGUGAAGCAGCCGGAGGAGCAGGAGCUGCUGCGAGCGAGGCACCUCACACUGGCGCAGGUCAACAAGCUGGAGGAGCUGUGGAAGACGCGGCCGGCUGCCGGGGUGGACGACCUGGAGGAGGCGGCGGCGGCGCAGGACGGCGCGGUGCAGCCCGUGGCGCUCAAGUACGAGGACUCGGCGCAGUACCAGGCUGUGUUCGAGCCGCUUGUGAAGCUGGAGGCUGACUACGACCGCUCCAUCAAGGACAGCCAGUCGCGGGACGACAUCAGUGUACGCUGGGACUGGGGGCUCAACAGCAAGCGGGUGGCGUACUUCUACUUCCCGCGGGAUGACAACGAGCUGAAGCUGAUGCAGGGUGACGAGCUGAAGCUGCGGCACAAGAACGCGGGCAACCGGGGUCCCUGGGAGGCGCUGGGGCACGUGCUGACCUACCAGCAGAGCGAGGAGGUCUGCCUGGAGCUGUUCACCAACGAUGUGCCCGAGGACUGCACGGUGGGUUUCUCAGUGGACUUCGUGUGGCGGGGCACCUCGUACGACCGCAUGCGGGCGGCGCUCAACACCUUCAGGAAGUACUCGGCCUCAAUCUCAGGCUACCUGUACCACCUCAUCCUGGGCCACCCCGUGGAGCCGGUGACGCUCAAGAUCCCGCUGCCCAAGUCGGGGCUGGCGGUGCCCACACUGCCGGAGCUCAACCACAGCCAGCUGCACGCGGUGAAGAGCGUGCUGCAGCAGCCGCUGUCGCUCAUUCAGGGUCCCCCCGGCACCGGCAAGACCGUCACCUCCGCCGCCAUCGUGUACCAUCUGGCGCACUCGGGCACCGGGCAGGUGCUGGUGGCGGCACCCUCCAACGUGGCGGUGGACCAGCUGGCACACAAGAUGGACCAGACGGGCCUUAAGGUGGUGCGGCUGUGCGCCAAGACGCGGGAGGCGGUGGCCUCGCCCGUGGAGCACCUCACGCUGCACUACCAGGUGACGCAUAUGGCUGUCCCCGAAGGCGAGCGCCUCCGCAAGCUGCUGGCGCUGCGGGGGGCUCAGGGCGGGUUGAACGCCUCGGACGAGAAGGAGCUCAAGAGCCUGCGGCGGCGGCUGGAGAUGGAGGUGCUGGAGAACGCGGAUGUGGUGUGCAGCACCUGCGUGGGGGCGGGCGACCCGCGCCUGUCCAACUUCAGGUUCCAACAUGUGCUUAUCGACGAGAGCACGCAGGCAGCGGAGGCGGAGUGUCUGAUCCCCAUGGUGCUGGGAGCAAAGCAGGUUAUCCUGGUGGGCGACCACUGCCAGCUGGGCCCCGUUAUCAUGUGCAAGAAGGCGGCGGAGGCGGGGCUGUGCCAGUCGCUGUUCGAGCGGCUGCGGCUGCUGGGCGUGAAGCCCAUCCGGCUGCAGGUGCAGUACCGCAUGCACCCCUGCCUCUCCGAGUUCCCCUCCAACACCUUCUACGAGGGCACGCUGCAGAACGGAACCGGCAUGGGCGAGCGGCGGCUGGCGGGGGUGGACUUCCCCUGGCCCAACGCCGACAAGCCCAUGAUGUUCUGGGUGCAGCUGGGGGCGGAGGAGAUCAGCGCAAGCGGCACCUCCUACCUGAACCGCACGGAGGCUGCGGCGGUGGAGAAGGUGGUCACGCGCUUCCUGCAAAACGGCAUGACGCCUCAGCAGAUCGGAGUGAUCACGCCGUACGAGGGGCAGCGCGCACACGUGGUUUCCGUCAUGGUGCGCAACGGAGCGGCGCGACAGGACCUGUACAAGGAGAUCGAGGUGUCCAGCGUGGACGCCUUCCAGGGCCGCGAAAAGGACAUCAUCGUGCUCUCCUGCGUGCGCUCCAACGAGCACUCCUCCAUCGGCUUCCUCUCCGACCCGCGCCGCCUCAACGUGGCGCUCACCCGCGCGCGCUUCGGGCUGGUGGUGCUGGGCAACCCGCGCGUGCUGUCCCGCCAGCCGCUGUGGAACAGCCUGCUGCAGUACUUCAAGGAGGCGGGCUGCCUGGUGGAGGGGCCGCUCACCAACCUGAAGCCCUCCAUGGUGCAGCUGCACAAGCCAAAGCGGGUGUUUGACCGCGGCUCCUUUGGCGUGGGCGCCCUCACCACCAACCGCUACCAGCCGCCGGAGAAGGUGGGCGACCCGCUGCCAGCCCGCUCCGCCCAGCAGCACCCGCCCGCCGGGGGCUCCUCCUCCUCCCCCUCCCUGCACUUUGCAGCCGUACCGCCCGUGGGACCCUCAGCGGCGGCGGGAGCAGCGGCGGGAGCAGCAGCCGGCGGCUCUGGCGCUACGAAUGGGUCCGGGGCGGGCGGGGGCGCGGCUGGCAGCGCGCGGUAUUCUGCACGCCUGGCAGCGGGGGCGGCAGCAGCGGGGGCGGGCAGGUCGGCGGCUGGGGUGGCGGGCGGACGGGGCGCCUCGCAGACGUUCAUGCCGUUUGCAAUGCCCACCUACAGCAUCCCGACGGCGAAUGGCCGCUCCUCCAAGGCCGCUCCCGGCCGCGAACAGCCCGCCUCCCAGGCCACCAGCGACCUCUCCCUGCCGGCGCCCCUCUACACCCAGCCCGCCGCCGGCCCCGGUGCCGCCACCCAGAACCUACCUGCCACGCAGCUCAUGGCCUCGCAACUCACGGGCCCUGCCGGCGGAUCUGCCGCCUCUGCCGCGGCCGGAGCCGGAGCCACGGGCGGUCUCGGCUACGGCACCGGCCUGCCGUACGGUUUCACUGCUGAGUUCAGCCAGACGAGCUACGGCGGUCUGGGCGCCGCCGCAGAGGACUUCAACAGCCAGAUGGACAGCUUCCUGCUGAGCCAGGGCUUCAAUGAGACGCAGUUCCUGGACGCCGCGACUGGGGAGUACUACGGCGGGUUCGGAGCCGCGACGCAGGACCGAUGAGGCAACAGCGCACAGGAAAGGGAGGACGGAGGGCCGCGGCGCGGCGUUGGGUCACCUUAGUCGUGCCACACUUGCGGAAUGGAGCAGCCGGGAUCCAGAAGACGAGAAGGCUGCCGACCGACCCCGGCUUCUCUUAGAGACGCUCUCGGCCCCAACAAGCACGCUGCAGCUGCUCUCCAGGCCCCGUGCGCAGCGCCCGCCGCUCAAGCCUUCCCUCGAGCGACCAGGCACCCCCUCCUCUCAGCCCCCUGACAACCCAUUCGGGUGCAUCGUCCCCAAAGUGACCGGAAGUGCGUGACCACAAAGCAGCAUAAAGGAAUGGCACAGGCUCAUGGCUCGCCAGUCACCCGCUGUUGGGCCGUUGUGGUCCCUUUCCGCUGGUGCAUACGCUCCUCCUGUUGCGCCUUCGCCACCUCGCUCCCCCCUACGUAUGGAGCCAUACGUGGCUCGCAGGAGGUAACAGCGAAGCAGGAGCAGGACAGACAGCAGCGGCCAUGGAGCGCGCUAAUCGCUGCGACGGCGGUCCGCACGGCCCUCAGGGGAUUAGAUAGGGAGCAGCAGGAUCCCGGCUUUGGCAGCGGCUGGCCUCCAUCGCUUCGGAAUGCAAACGGCGGGUGCCUCUGGUCUUGGCACGAAAGGCACGAAAGGCGUACGUCGUGGUUCGGCCCCACACAGCGGCCAGCAGCUGCGUGAGGAGGAAGGCGGACGUUGCGGAAAGAGCGCCCCAGGAUUGCGGUGCAGGCCGUACCUUGCGGUGUCCCUGCAUGUCUGCUGCCGUUGCUCAUGUCCACGGCCAUGCUGCCAGGACCCAUGGCGGCAUGGACUGGUGUGGGGGGGGGAGAAUCGGCCUGCAUCGGGUGUUUCCCAUUCAUGCGUACGAGGAGUUGCUUUUACCGCUGUUGCGGCCAUACGUUGGCAUGCAGGUUGGGGUGGUGGAAAGGGUGAGAAGCGUUUGCCUGGGUUCUUUGUCGGUCGUACUAAGGCGGGCCCACAAAGGUCUGAGUCUCAGGUCAGGCAUCGUGGGUCGGCUUCGGUUAGGGGUUGCGGAGGGCUAGUAGUACUUGUAGGCGUGCAUGCAGAGGGGAUGUUCAGGUUCCCCGCGAACGAUACGGCGCCUAUACGAUGUCUAUGAUGCUGUCUAUGAUGCAGAGGAAACUGCUAGGUGUACCGCUGGUUCGGUGCAAUGGGUGCAAGCCAUGCCCACUCAGUCUGGCACUUGUUGUGGAUAUCGCAAUCGACAUAAGCGCUGUAAGACUCUUCGGCUUGCAGUAGCUUGCAUGCGGUGAAACCAAGGGCAGUAGCAUGCGCUUUCGUGCAGCAUUGUAAGGCAUAAACCAGCGUUUGUUUUAUGCAGGAUUCAGUGCGGAGGUUUGCUGGUGUUUAAGGCUGAGCUGUUAUGCAUCCACUGGCUAGCGGAUUGCCUGUGCUGGCCUUACAUCGCCUGUCAACCAUGGCGCGAGCUUCCCAAUGGGGAGGGCAUAGUUCAGCUUGGAAGGUGACCCGAGCUCCUAGACACAGUCCAGACCCUUAGGUGCCGGCGUCGCUCUCGCCCUCGAUAAGGGCACGCAGACAGAGAACGAAUCCAGUCACCGAUUGCUACACAAUCUGCAUUAGCACUUGUGAAGGACAACCUGGGCUUUCCCCUGGGUGGUUAGGAUGUGGGAGGCUGCUGCGGCUGCAUGGGAUCUCCUGACGCCGGCUUGCAAGGGUUGCAACCCCAACUGAUGCGUCUUCCCGUCUUCAUGUCCCCAGCACGGCUUCCCUGACAUGCGGCCCUGCUCCACACCGCCUCUAUCCUUCUCCUUGAGCCCCACACGGCCAACCAACCGCUCCAGUUUUUGUAACACAUAGGGGAC